Aspergillus pseudonomiae is the source of this 791-nucleotide messenger RNA. Its product is annotated as DUF967 domain protein. Gene Ontology annotation, cellular component: TRC complex. The record is from RefSeq and is a predicted model, not a curated record. NCBI's taxonomy places the organism in Eukaryota, Fungi, Ascomycota, Eurotiomycetes, Eurotiales, Aspergillaceae. Gene Ontology annotation, biological process: post-translational protein targeting to endoplasmic reticulum membrane. Bases 51 to 626 code for a protein of 191 amino acids. The transcript has 2 exons.
CUCAAAUAUACUCGACCAGAUUUGUAAUUGAACAAACUACACCCCCUAAAAUGGAAGACAGGCCCGUCGCACCCGCGAGCAAAGAUCUCCGCGAACUUACUGCUCAAGAGUCCUCCGCCGCAGUAAUCUUCCCCUCAUUCACUUCUGAAACAGCCUGGGCUCUUGGUCUCGCGCUCCGGUCCAGGAUUCUUUCCCUCCCGGCGGAUCAACGCAAGCCGGCUCUCAUCUCUAUCGCGCUAACCGGCGGGUCCGAGCCACAUGUUGUAUUCCAAGCCGCGACGGAACCCGGGACCUUCGCCGAUAACGAGGUGUGGGUGCGACGGAAGCGCAACACCGUGCUGCGGUGGGGGGUGUCGAGCUGGCUGAUGCGGAAUAAGAUGCUGACGAGCACUGGCUUGGGGGCGGAUCAGGUGGAGGGGGCGUUUGUGACGAAGCAUGCCUUGACGAGUACCGGUGGUGGAGGGGCAGCGGAUGACUUCGCGAUCCAUGGUGGGGCGUUCCCUGUGCGGGUGAAGGGAGUUGAUGGUGUCAUUGGUGUGGUGGUUGUUAGUGGAUUGAAGCAGGAGGAUGACCACCAGGUUGUUUUGGAGACAAUUCGGGAGUUUAUCAAGCAAGACAGCCAGUGAUGGUCAAGAGUUGUAUAGCUGGUUCACGAGCGACUCAGUGUGUAUAUAGUGUGUACUAGGGAAAUCGGGAUUUACGAAGUCUUAGCUUAAUGCCUAUUGUUUUUGCUCCACUUCCCAUUAUACCCUCUGCUAGACACUGCUUAAUUCCCUCCUCAUAAGUGCAGU